Molecule: messenger RNA, 315 nt
Organism: Eurytemora carolleeae
Lineage: Eukaryota; Metazoa; Arthropoda; Copepoda; Calanoida; Temoridae
Product: vacuolar protein sorting-associated protein 26B-like
Exons: 3
Coding region: 1-315 (104 amino acids)
Biological process (GO): retrograde transport, endosome to Golgi; intracellular protein transport
Cellular component (GO): endosome; retromer complex
Source: RefSeq, a predicted model, not a curated record
AUGGCUGAAGUGAAAGAUGAGAAUGGAAGAAAAGAAAGGUUUUAUCUUUUCUAUGAUGGAGAAAGCGUGACAGGAAAAGUUAAUAUUACACUACACAGAAAGACCGGAAGAUUGGAGCAUCAGGGUAUAAAGAUUGAGUUUAUUGGUCUCAUAGAACUUUAUUAUGAUCGAGGAAAUCAUCAUGAGUUCCUUUCAUUGUCCAAAGAAUUGGCGCGGCCCGGUGACCUGACACAGAACGCGAGCUUUGACUUUGAAUUCAACCAAGUUGAGAAACCUUUUGAAACCUAUGCAGGAGUAAACGUGAGACUAAGGUAA